GGGUUUUUGGUGAGAACUUAAAUUGGAAAAAGUCCGCGUAAAAUCCACGAACCCAGCCAAAUCAGGUGCCUACCGAUUAUUAAUUUUCUGUUUUUAAGAUUGUGGAGGCAUCUUUCCUUUAUAAUGGUCAAUAGGCAUCCGGAUCGGCUCCAGCCUCUUCCUUCGCCUUCGUCGAUCAAAGAGGGAUUCGCUAUUGUACGCGAUCAUGGUGUGCUUGGCCUGCCUUCUGCCCCUCUUUCUCAUCCCAGUCGUCAACGCCUUGCCGUUGCUGGUGCAUUUCAUCCUCAGUAAGGUGUACAGACUUUUUGGUUGGGAGUACAGGAAACCUGAAAGGGUUCCUCCUGCUUGUCCUUACAACCCUGGGAACAAGAAGGAUACUCAAGGUGGCAAUGAGACACGCACACAACCAGAAAAUCAGAAAGUUGCUGGAGAUGAUAAGCAAGAGUGAUUGCUGGAGUUGUAGCGCUCCCUUUGCUUGCAGAUGAGGUCCUGAGCAAGAGGGAUCGCGAUAUCUGGACUCCUGAAAAAUAAAACAAAAGUAUUGUUAAGACCAAUAAGUAUCAUCUCUUCUGCAAAUCCUUUGCUAUCCUCGUCUCAGUCAGUAUGUUCCUCCAUUCAAAACAUCAAAUAGUGAUGGAUUGCCUUUGUACACGCGCCUCUGUUCUCCAUCUUGUCCGGUACGUUCGAAUUGUUGGGUAGAUUUGAUUAUGCAGAGUUGAUUGUUAUUUCUCAACAAUGAGGUGAAUGGAGCACCAGAUGGUACAUUACAGAAGAAGAAAAAAAAAA
Phoenix dactylifera (date palm) is the source of this 786-nucleotide messenger RNA. The record is from RefSeq and is a predicted model, not a curated record. NCBI's taxonomy places the organism in Eukaryota, Viridiplantae, Streptophyta, Magnoliopsida, Arecales, Arecaceae.